UCCCCCAUGUUGCACCGCCAUGUUUCUACAGUAGCCCAGGAAGGACAAAACCAAACACUGUUAACUUACCCUGCUUGGGCCGUAGUCGAUUUAUUAAUUUUUUUAUUUAUUUAACCUUUAUUUAACCAGGAGUAAAGACUCAUUGAAAUGACUGAAUCAUAAGGUAUCGAAAAACCAUUCAUCAGCAUUCCAAACAUCUACAGCCAGAUGUGCUUGCCUCCAAGUCUUUAAAGACAUUCAGCGAGACCAGCUCUAAAAGAUUCAGGUAAUUUCGAUAAUGUUACUCGCUCCCGUCGCCGCCGCCGCUCUCUCUCUCUCUCUCUCUUGCUUCACCACUCACUUCCCAUCUCGGCUCCAAAUGACUUACGGUACUCUUACAAAAAAUGCCUCUAGAGAGUUUGAGUCAUUUUUUAAGGAAAAAAAACAGUCAAAAUUCUCUGAUUCCAGCUUCUUAAAUGUGAAUAUUUUCUAGUUUCAUUACACCUCUGUGACAGUAAACUGAAUAUCUUUGAGUUGUGGACAAAACAAGACAUUUGAGGACGUCAUCUUGGGCUUUUUUAGGAAACAGUGAUCGACAUUUUAUGGACAAAUUAAAAUAAUCAUUCGUUAGUUGCAGCCCUAGAAACCACUGGUUUAAUAAAUAACAAAGCAUUGUAUUUUAUAAGCUUAUCAUAUGUCGUGUAGUGGAAGUAUGAAGUAGCACGAAAUGGAAAUACUCAAGUCAAGUACAAGUACUUCAAAAUUGCCCUUAAGUACAGUACUUGACUGUUGUCUACAUUGUGUGUUUCUGAGGUUUUACACUACCCAGCUCAGUUUUCCUUCUUCACUCCUCUUCCUUUAACUCCAGCUGUCAUACCAUUCUCAGUCUCUAACUCACUCGUAGACACUCUUCUCUCUCUCUCUCUCUCUCUCUCUGUCUCUCUCUCUGUGUCUCUUUUCCUUCCUCAUUCAUGUGUAACCGUGAACGAGACUCAACACGUCACUUUGCCCAUUCAGCGUUACUUCCUGUUCACACUCCCUUCCCUUCGCUCCAACGCUCUGUGUGCUGACCCACAGAUUGUGGCAUGGAUGGAUUAGUUAGGUCUGUGUGUACCUGUGUGUAGAUGUGUGACAGCGGAGUGUGUGAGGACAAGCCCCCCGCCCCCCCUGUCAGGAUGAGCAGCCAAGGAGGAGGAACCAAGGACACCCAGUCAGCAAAUCACAGCUCUCGGCCGCUGCCGUCUGUGCCGGAGGAGAGGAAGUCUAGAAACAAGAUCAUCUCCAUGUUCGCCUCUGAGAAAGGAGGCAGGAAGAAGGACCGGGACAAGGACAGACCUGAGAUCUCCUCGCCCUCAGACUUUGAACACACCAUCCAUGUGGGUUUUGAUUCUGUCACCGGAGAGUUCACUGGCAUGCCGGAGCAGUGGGCCCGUCUCCUUCAAACCUCCAACAUCAGUAAAUCAGAACAGAAACAGAAUCCUCAGGCCGUCCUCGAUAUUCUCAAGUUCUACGACUCCACCAGUGGAAAACAGAAAUACCUCAGUUUUUCCGCCUCGGAUAAAGACUCUCAGUCGCCAGGCAAGCAGGGUACCGCGACCUCCCCAUCAGGUGGCAAAGACGAUGAUGACGAUGACGACACACCACCUCCAAUUGUGGCACCGCGGCCAGAACACACAAAAUCAGUGUACACGAGGUCGGUGAUAGACCCAAUCCCAGCUACAGAGGUAGACGGCGCCUCUAAGGCAGCUGACAGACAGAAGAAGAAGGGAGGCAAGAUGACUGACGAGGAGAUCAUGGAGAAACUCAGAUCUAUUGUCAGCAUUGGAGAUCCUAAGAAGAAAUACACUCGCUAUGAGAAGAUCGGCCAGGGGGCAUCUGGCACAGUUUACACAGCCAUAGAUGUUGCCACGGGACAAGAGGUGGCCAUCAAACAGAUCAACUUGCAGAAGCAGCCGAAGAAAGAGCUGAUUAUCAACGAGAUCCUGGUCAUGAAGGAGAUGAAGAACCCCAACAUUGUCAACUUCGUGGAUAGUUUCCUUGUCGGCGACGAGCUUUUUGUGGUGAUGGAAUACCUGGCUGGUGGCUCCCUAACUGAUGUUGUGACGGAGACGUGCAUGGACGAGCCUCAGAUCGCCGCCGUCUGCAGAGAGGUCCUCCAGGCUCUGGAGUUUCUUCAUGCCAACCAGGUCAUCCACAGAGACAUCAAGAGUGACAACGUAUUGCUGGGGAUGGACGGAUCAGUCAAACUCACUGACUUCGGCUUCUGCGCCCAGAUCACCCCGGAGCAGAGCAAACGUAGCACCAUGGUGGGGACCCCGUACUGGAUGGCUCCAGAGGUGGUGACCAGGAAAGCCUACGGGCCCAAAGUGGACAUUUGGUCUCUGGGGAUCAUGGCCAUAGAGAUGGUGGAGGGAGAGCCUCCAUAUCUCAACGAGAACCCUCUCAGGGCUUUGUAUUUAAUCGCCACCAAUGGGACUCCUGAGCUGCAGAGUCCAGAGAAGCUGUCUCCUGUCUUCAGAUCUUUCCUGUCCCGCUGUCUGGAGAUGGACGUGGAGCAACGAGGAUCAGGCAGAGAACUGCUGCAGCACCCAUUCCUGAAGGUGGCCAAGCCUCUGUCCAGCCUCACCCCGCUCAUCCUGGCAGCCAAGGAGGCCAUGAGGAGCAACCGCUAAACCCCCCGUCUCUAAGGACUGAAAGAGCUGAUGCCAAACCAGCCAAACGAGCCGGCGUCUUCUUCUGGUCUACGUAUGAUGACCAUCAGCAACCUGCUAGUGUUUGUGUUUUUUUCAAAGGUUUCCCAACCUCUCCACUCUUCCCAGUGUUUCUGUACUGAUGCCAGAUUUAUCUUUCACCUUUUGUGCCUUGUUCCAAAGCCGCAUACAGCCAUCAUGUGUUUUCUAUUUGUUGCAGCCAGAGCACGUGUGUGUGUGUUAGUGAUGUUGGCGUUACUACAGUAUGCGUAUCAGGAAUGUGGUUUCACUGUCGCAAAGGUUCAAGACUCUUUACACAACAAGGGCCAUAUUCACACAGGAUCUUAUCUCACUACUAGCAGCCCCAAGAGGCGUUUUUGGUUUGAUGGCAAAGAUAGUCCCAAGUUUUUCAGGGCUGCAAACUGCAUUUGUCCAAGUAGUUGUGCGAACCACCAUCUCUGCUGUCGCUGGAUUGUUUUGAUUCGUUGGUGAGCUGAUUGGACCUUUGUUCAUUCAUCAUCAAAAUAGUCCAAACUACUUUUUUUUGGCGCAUUACCUGCAGCACACAGGGACUAACUGCUCGUUUCGUUGUGUCCGUAAAUCCGUAUAGUAUACGGAUUACGCCCCGUAGUGUUCAACGUGAGGAAAUGCAUCUCUUUACGGAAGGAUAGAAACACCAACGCCGCAGAUAUGGGAGAGAAGUUCCUGCAUAGAUAUAAAAAAAAGUGUUUUUUUUUAUAUCUAUGCAGUAACUGUCUGUUUUUCGCCAUCCAGUUAUGUCACACAUAGUGGUUCAUACGUGUUUUAACAAAAUAGUUCACAAAACUUCUAAAUAUACCGUCAAACUUUUCACCUAGAAAAAAAAAUUAUAAGUUGAGCUGUUCAUCAAUCAGUUUAUUAAUUCGCUCACAUUGCACACAUUGCUUACGGUCUGUUCGUUAUCUACCGCAAAAGUAAAACAUUGUCAUCGUACUCUAGACCGAAAAAAAAGGGAAGGAGGCGUUUCGCAAACAUCAACAUCAUGGAGGUUCCCAUAGGAAUGAAUGAACUUCCGGUUGAUUCGCAUACGUACACAGAGCUAUGUGGAAACGAGGCGUUAGGAGCUAGUUUGAGUGCUGAUUUGCUCUCUGAAAAAUGUUGAGGUCUUUAAGUGGCAAUCCGUAAGAUUUCAGUCCUGGUUGAUUUAGAAUUUCUAUUUGAGUGAAAACAAUGUUAUUGUGCUCAGAGUUUCUGGAGUAUUUUUGUUGAUAUAUAUGAACAUAGAAAUAGAAUAGAGAAAUUCUGUUUCUACGUUCAUAAGCUUCAAGUCUUCAGAAUUGUGUGCAGAGUUACAUUUAUUGUUUGUAUAAAAAAAACAUUUUUUUCCGGGAAUGUCACUUUAAAGUGGCAAUCUUGGAAGAUCUUCAUGUAAAUAAAUGUCUGUUAAGUCACUAUUACCAAAUGAGGUAACACAAUGGAGACUGAGCCUCUAUGGCCUUCUGAUGAAAUUAUUGCAAUAUUUAUAUAUUUGCAGUAUUAUGAAAUGGGUGUCUGUGGUGAUAUUCCUGAAAAAAAUGCAGUAUGCACACAUAAAAUUUAAAAUAAUAUCAAAUAAUGUCUGUUUUUAUGCUCAUGUAUCAACAAAAAGACUCCAGACUGCUAAACUCUAAGCACAAUAACAUUGUUUUCACUCAAAUUGAGAUUCUAAAUCAACCAGGACUGAAAUCUUUGGGAUUUCUGAUUGCCACUUUAAAGUUUAGGCCGACACAGGACUUAUUUUUAGGUUCUUCUGACUCGGCCAGUUGGGAGCUACUUUUAAAGACUUUUUGUUAACAUGGAAAUAUAUCUUUUUUUAAAUUGUAUCCGAUAAAACUUUUAUGACAUGAUUGAACUUCACGAGAGAUGGAGAUUGUGAGAAUUUUGUUGUGUGGAGAGACUUGAACCUUUGCAACUGGUUUCUAUGGUUGCUGUUGCUGUGGUUACACAUGUGCAUCUGUAUAGGGUCCAAUAGUUCUGAAAGUGGCAUGGGAAACUAAAGUGUACCAACACUGAGCUGUACUGUGGCCCGCAGCAUGGGACAGUGCCGUCUUUGUGCAGUGGAAAAGCCAUAUCAGUGUGUCUUUGUUUGACCCUGUAUGUCACUGGAAAAUUACACCAUUCCAGUAAAAGGAAUGGAAGUUUUUUGUACAUGAAAAUUUCAAUUAUUUUAAAGUAGUAGAUCAAAAUGUCCGUAUUUUUUUUUUUCUGUUAUGGGUUUCAACCCUCUGGUGGCACCUUUGGGUGUUACCAGGCACCAAAAUACACUAUCAGCCUUCACACACCUCUGCUAUCAAACUCCCUGUGCAGGCUCGUCUACAAACUAUGCAAACCCACGUGAACUCACAUCUCCUAGGUGUUCUGUUUGUCUUUAGCGGUGCCUUUUACAAUAGAUGCCUUACUGUCGGUGUGUUGGUGCGAGUACAACACAAAUACUGUAUGAAACUGUUUGUCUGAAUGUGUUGAACUGGAGAAAGAUUUGCAUUUUUUUUUUUUUUGUAUAUUAUGUAUUGGUGAUGUCUUGUAUUUUUUUUUAAACAGCUUUUAAAAAGUAUGUAUAUCAUUGUUUUUAUAUUUGUAACUAACACAACAGAUUACAAAUUUGUUUUUUGUGUACCAAUUCAUCCUCAGUUCCCUGAACUGUGUAAUUAUGGACUCCAAACCAUAAAUGUAUUGCUAAGCCUGAGACAAUCGAGCCAGACCUGAGUCAAGCAUGUAUUUGGAAAUGAGUGUUUCAACCUGCUUUGGAGUACCAAAUGCGAUCGGUUUAUACCUCAUUUUCCUGUAAGUUUAGACAAUCACUGGUAAGCAUUUAAAAACGAAAUGUGCCUUUAACAGAUGCACGAUGAAGUAAAACCCACUCGUAUGGCACUCGACAGGUUGACACACAAACUGAGUACUUGCAAAAACGAUGAACCGGCUGGAAUACACUGUUAUGUGGCUUUUGACCAGAACACACAUUCCAGUUAUACAUGUAAUAUGAAUGAUUGAAGAGUUUAAAAUGAAUGUGUUGUUGUUAAUCAUGAAACCAACGACUUCUGGUGUUGAAUACCAUCCAAACAGUGUGUAAAUUAUUAUUAAAGGUGGACCUAAAUAGG
Sebastes umbrosus (honeycomb rockfish) is the source of this 5782-nucleotide messenger RNA. RefSeq names its product serine/threonine-protein kinase PAK 2-like. Gene Ontology annotation, molecular function: ATP binding; protein serine/threonine kinase activity. Gene Ontology annotation, biological process: regulation of MAPK cascade; intracellular signal transduction; regulation of axonogenesis. Lineage: Eukaryota; Metazoa; Chordata; Actinopteri; Perciformes; Sebastidae. Gene Ontology annotation, cellular component: cytoplasm. The record is from RefSeq and is a predicted model, not a curated record. The transcript is spliced from 15 exons. The coding region runs from base 1104 to 2651 and encodes 515 amino acids.